Molecule: messenger RNA, 1486 nt
Organism: Cryphonectria parasitica EP155
Lineage: Eukaryota; Fungi; Ascomycota; Sordariomycetes; Diaporthales; Cryphonectriaceae
Product: zinc-binding oxidoreductase CipB
Exons: 2
Coding region: 160-1326 (388 amino acids)
Molecular function (GO): oxidoreductase activity, acting on NAD(P)H
Source: RefSeq, a predicted model, not a curated record
AUCUCAACGGAAUUGAAUUGAGCCUCUUAACCUUGAACUGAGAAACUCGCCACAUUUCCUUUAUAAGAAAACACUCAAGAAGACAAGGUUGACCUCAUCGCGACAUCCAAGUUGGAAAUACUUAAGGUCUCUAGAGCUUCUUGGCUAUCAAACAACAGCAUGGCCGCAAAAACACCUGAGAAUCAUGCGGCCUGGAUUUCAAAGGCCAAAGGGCCUCUCUCCAUCUCGCCAGCUCCGUACACGCCACCCGGGCCAGAUCAGGUUGUGGUUCGAGUUCAUGCAAUCGCCAUGAAUCUCAUCGACUGGAUGAAGCAAGAGGUGGGCGACAUGAUGUACGGAUGGAUCAAGUACCCCUUCAUCCUGGGAAAUGACGUGGCUGGAGAGAUUGUCGAGGUCGGCACGAAGGUGCAGAAAUCGGGACAGUUCCGACCUGGUCAACGUGUCACAGGGCUCGCCCUAGGCAUGGACUCGCGCUCUGCAAAGGCCGCCGAAGGUGGAUUCCAGGAGUACGUCGUCCUGAGGAGCAACUCGGUGUCAGCAAUUCCGGACGAUAUGGCGUACGAGAAGGCAUGUGUAUUGCCUCUGUGUCUGAGCACAGCUGCUUCCGGACUCUUCUGUGACAAAUAUCUCGCCCUCAAUCACCCUUCGGUUGAGAAUUACAUCCACAAGGCUGGCGCUGGUGAUGUGGUUGUCGUGUGGGGUGCCAGCACAGCCGUGGGCAUGAAUGCCGUCCAGCUGCUUGUCGCUGCGGGCUACAGGGUUGUUGCGACAGCUGGAGUCCAUAAUUUCGACACUAUCCGGGGGCUCGGCGCCACGGAGGUUUUCAGUUAUAGAAGCAAGACCUGCGUCAAGGAAAUCGUGGACGCUGUCGGACGCCUCACCUCCGAUGGCCGGACUAAAUGUGGCGGGGCGAUGGCCAUCGGCGAGGCAUCGAUCAAACCGUGCAUCGAGAUACUGGCCACGUGCUGCAAAGGCUCAGAGAGAAAAUUUGUGGCAUCCAUGUCCAUGGACGGCCCGGCAAAGAUGGCGCCCGGGGCUUUCGGAAUGGUAUCCUUCCUGGCCAAGAUGGUGUGGGCGCAAAUCACUACGCUGGUGAAGAAGACCAUGAAGGGUGUCACGGUGCAGUUUGUCUGGGGCACGGAGCUUGUUGACAGUGAUGUUGCAAAGGUGGUGUACAGUGACUUCUUGCCUGCUGCCCUGGCUUCUGGGAGAUUCGUGCCAAUGCCAGAGCCUCAGGUCAUAGGACAAGGGCUGGAGAAGGUACAAGAGGCAUUUGAGGUGGGCAAAAAGGGUGUCUCGGCAAAGAAGAUUGUAAUCACAUUGUGAAUAAAUGGAACUUCAAAGUUCUUGGCUGUGCAACCGAAGAAAGUGCCAGUGUCCUCGUUUGUUUACAGGCUGAUACCUACAUGUUAUGGCCAAGGGGUGUAUUUUAAUAUGCGUGUUGCUUCUUGUAAUAUUUCAUGCUAAUACCAAUGCUGAUGAUUGC